This is a messenger RNA of Spirometra erinaceieuropaei, 659 nucleotides long. The record is from the annotation of a GenBank genome assembly. NCBI's taxonomy places the organism in Eukaryota, Metazoa, Platyhelminthes, Cestoda, Diphyllobothriidea, Diphyllobothriidae.
AUGUCGGACAACCUUGUUGGCAAAUUAGUCAAGGAGCUACAGAAAUUGGGUCUGCAUCAGCCGUCUACGCCCUUGCCAGAGAAGCUGACGCGGGGUGCCGACUUCAGUCGAUGGGAGGCACGGAUGAAGGAUUACCUGCGCGGGGUGGAUACUUCGUCGCGAAGCGCAACCAUCAUGGGCCUGCUGGACAACGAAGUCUACGACCUCGCACGGUCAGCAGAUAUAUCUGCUUCCAUGCCGGCGACGAACAUCCUGGAUCGCCUUCGUGCAAUUCUCGCGGCGUCUGUGCAUCCGAGUUUCGGGGCCACGUCCAGCAGCCGGAUGAACGAGUCCUCGACUGCUAGAAGGCCCUUAGUCUCCUGAGACGGAGGGCUUUUCUCACCAGGGAUGCCACAGCCCUCAGUCCGCGGGUGCUGGAGCAGCUCGCCGAUGGUGUCGGGAAUCCUGAAAUCCAGGAGGGCCUUGAUGUUGGAGCAACCGGCUACCCUCGCGAAGCUCGUGACCUCGCGCGUCAAGAGGAGGCGCUCCAGGCCGUUUGCGAUCGGCCAGCCCAACCUCUCCUUGGCAUCGCUGCUGUCCAGCCGCAGACGAUCCGCGACUGUGGUACUCAAAGGCCUUGGCGCCCCUGCUCCCGCGGCUCCUACUAUCGCCCGGAGUAG